UUUUAUUUCUUCCUUUUUUAAGUUGAAGUAUAGUUAAUGUACAAUGUUAUGUUAGUUUCAAGUGUCAGCAGUGAUUCAGUUACACAUACACAUUCCACAUACUCUUUUUCAGAUUCUUUACCAUCAAUAUAGACAUUACAAGACAUUGAGUGUAGCUCUUGGUGCCAUACAGUAGGUCCUUGUUUUUACUUCUUUUGUGUACAGUAGUGUGUAUAUACUAAUUUGAGAUUUUUCUUGUUUCUCGAGGUCAGAUUAUAUCGCUAUAAACUGCUCUCUCAGAACUGCUUUUGCCGUGCCCCAUGAGUUUUGGACUGCUGUGCUUCCAUUGUCAUUUGCCUCUACUUACUUUUUGAUUGCCUCUCUGAUUUCUUCAGAGGUCCAUUGGUUAUUUGGUAACAUACUGUUUAGCCUCUACGUAUUUGUGUUUUUUCCAGUUUUUUUUUUUUCCUGUAAUUGAUUUCUAAGCUCAUAGCCUUGUGCUUGGAAAAGAUGCUUGAUAUCAUUUCAAUUUUCUUGAAUUUACCGAGGCUUGAUUUAUGGCCCAAUAUGUGAUCUAUCCCGGAGAAUAUUUCUUAUGCACCGAGAAGAAAGUGUAUUCUGCUGCUUUUGGGUGCAAUGUCCUAUUCUCCAUACACACUGAAGAGUUUAAAUGAUGUGAUGGUCAGUGAAGAGCUCCAGAAGUUUCUUGAAAGUCCACCUGGGCGUCUCAGCAGGACCUGUCCUGGAAACACUUCAUACGUCAUGCAGGGCCCUGUCUGCCAGAGCUGGGUUGGGGUUUCCGCCUGCUGCCUCGUGACUUCGGCUGCCCUAGCCCUGGGGGAGGAGGGCGGUGCCGCUGAGUCACUGCCUGAGCCUCUGGGCCUGGAACCGAGGGUGAGUCACCUCGGACUCGGGCCGCCGGAGGAGGGAAAGAAGCUGGUGGACAUCUGGAGGGGGGAGGGGAGCUGGCACACAGGAAGGGCGGUGCCCGGACUGGAUUGAGGCAGUAGGCAAGGGGGCCUGGGAAGGGGCCGUGUGAAGUCUGCUCUUCUCUGAAAGGCCCUCCCCUGGGCUGGGUCCUAAGAGGCCUCAGUGUUUGCCUUUCUCUGGGGAGGGGCCUGGACGAGCGGGUGAGCGAGGCCGAGGCUGUGGCCUCGUCCCCGGCCUGGCCUCCUGGCUUGGGAAGCUGUGCGGGCCCCCUCCUCACCUGCCCACCUCCCGACCUGGAGGAGACUCUCGUUUUCUCCUCCCUGCAGCCCUCCUGGGCCUUCCUUACACACAGAGACUGCUGCUCACCCCAGCUCACUAUAGCAGAGCCAUCUCCCACCUCACUGUCUCCCUGUCUCCUGCCAGACCCCUUCCUACCCGAAGGGGGCCUUUCCAGGUCUUUUAAAGCACACCCACUUGCCUUGGUUCAUCACUGAAAGUUAUUCUGGGGCCGGCUAUUAAAAGUCACUGUUUCCCUCGUUCCCUGCGGUCACCCCUGCCCUCUUCUUCCUGAUAGCCCCCAGCUGCCUGCUGGUUCCCAGCACACACACAGGCCCGUGAAGUCCCAGCACACACCGGCAACUUCUGGCCCGACAGUGAACUGUGACUCGCAGGCAUUUGUCAUGAGAAUAAGGCUGGGCCUGAAUCUCCAGGCCCCUGUGAACAGGGGCGGCCUCCCCUCGCCCAGGGCCCAGAAUACCUUUUCCCCGUGACACCUCCCGCUCCCGCUGUGGCCAGGGUGGGGCCGGGGGAGGCGCUGCCCUUGGCUGCCCAGAAAGGGAGGGACUGGGAGGGGAUGUGAGGGGGUGGCAGGAGGCCAGGCUUUGGCGGGAUCAGGUUAGGGCAGGUUUGGUUUCCUUAAAAUGCAAAGUUGGGGGCCAGUGGGGCUAGCAUAUAAAUUCCAACUCCGGGCAUCUGGCCCUUUGCUUUCCUUCCCGAGUCUCUCUCUGCUCUCUGGUCUG
Cervus elaphus (red deer) is the source of this 1928-nucleotide messenger RNA. RefSeq names its product S100 calcium binding protein A2 (gene S100A2). The coding region runs from base 616 to 981 and encodes 121 amino acids. Gene Ontology annotation, biological process: endothelial cell migration. Gene Ontology annotation, cellular component: cytoplasm. The record is from RefSeq and is a predicted model, not a curated record. The transcript is spliced from 4 exons. Gene Ontology annotation, molecular function: transition metal ion binding; calcium ion binding. NCBI's taxonomy places the organism in Eukaryota, Metazoa, Chordata, Mammalia, Artiodactyla, Cervidae.